CCUGCCAUGGUUAAUCAAUGUCUUCAAAGAAACAUUGAGAAACGGUGUUUCAAAAUGGCGGUAAUGGACAGGUACUAAAACAUUGACACUGGUAGUACCGCCUCAGCCCUGCUACACGCUACAGGAAGGGGCUCCAGUCCUUUCGCUCUCCAAGGACAAGAAGACGAUUUCGAAGCGAAGGACUUAAGAUUCAAGAAACUUUUAGUUGGUGCUCAUAGUUGUUAUUAUGGGCGGCCAUAUACACCUGCUACUGCUAGGUGUGUUGGUGGCAUACUCCAGGUCGGAGUCUGAAGUACCCCCGCCUGUAGGACCUAUUGGGCCUCUUCCUAUUCAGGAGACCCCACAGGAAGACUGGGGAUGCACCAGUGCAGGAUGUGGAUACACACAAAGUUAUGACCCGUGUUCGUGUUCGGGCAGUGGCUGUGCCGUGUGUACCAAUGGCGGCAGAUGCUCCAAGGUAUACAACAGCAAGAACCAAAUCCUUGGUUUCCGGUGCAUCUGCCCGUGUGGUUUCUACGGUCACUAUUGUGAGAAGGGCGACAACCAGGCUUGUUGUAUUGGGGAGCAAUACGGCAGGUACGACUGUGACAACACCUUCAUGGAGAUGAGCUGUGGCAAGCAGCACAUCCACGUGAAGCGUUUCUGUGACAGAAACGUGGACCCGUCUUGCACGACCACUCUGCCAGAGUUUGAGUGUUUCAUGGACAAGGUGCGAGCCUACUGUGACGGCAUGAGGUACUGCCGGGUCAACAUGACAGACGAGUGUCAGCAGACCCAGCAGCCCAACCUGGCCAUUGCCUACCAAUGCUGCCCGUCCUACAUCAAGCCAGAUCCCCCCUGCAGAAUCAACCCGUGUAAGAACGGUGGUAAAUGUAUGCCUGAGGGGGACAGCUUCCGGUGUGAGUGUAAAGACCCUUACACGGGACAUACCUGUGACGGAGUGCGAGCCUGCCCAUCACCCGGCGGCCUCAGCUGCUUGAAUGGCGGUAAAUGUGCAAUGCGCUCAGACGGUUCCAUGUACUGUAAGUGCAUCAAACCGUUCUUUGGAAGUUCAUGCCAAAUAGACGGAACAUCGUCCGUCACCGAUAAAGGCACCACGGUGAUAGUGGUACCCAAGUCCUGCGCAGGCUGCUGUGGCUCCCCCUGCCAAAAUGGCGGCAGGUGCCGUGAUGGUGCCAGACCAGGGGAGUACACCUGUUCCUGCCCAGAACCCUACGGUGGAAAGAACUGUGAAUCGACGACGCUAUGCAACCCACGAGACGUGUCCAACAACUACUGUUUGAACGGUGGAAGAUGCGUUCUAGACUCAUCUGGCGGAAGAUUGUGUCUAUGCCCUGAUAACUACUAUGGCCGAUAUUGUCAGAUUGACCUGACAGUAGACAUCCUAGCCUGCCUCCCCAACCCAUGCCAGAACGCAGGCACCUGCAUCCCUCAGCCAGCGCCAGGGGGCUUUAAGUGUCAGUGCAUGCCCCUGUAUACUGGGAAGAGCUGUGAGACCCCAAUCGCAUGCGAGGGUGACCCAUGCAAUGGAGGCAGGUGCACGCUUACUGGAAGACCUAAUGAUCCUUUCGAGUGCGAGUGCAAGGAACCAUUCUUUGGAGACGAGUGUACUCUCACAAUUAACCUGGUCGUGAGCGUUCUACAAAAGACAGGCCGUGUCAGUGGGCCCACAGGCCCCAAAGGACCUACAGGAAUCACAGGGGCCAUGGGACCCAAGGGAGAGACCGGAGGAGGUGUGGGGCAGGCCGGACCUAAGGGACCAACUGGUGUUGCCGGAGCUCCGGGUGAAGAAGGAAGACGUGGACCCGCAGGGCCUGUCGGCGACCCUGGCCCAAGAGGACCUCAAGGUCCAGCUGGCCCCCGAGGACCCGAUGGCAACAAAGGACCAAGGGGAGAUGCCGGCCCAGUUGGACCGUCCCCACCAGGGCCAGCAGGUCCAGCAGGGCCAGCUGGGAGAGACGGCUCCAAUGGACGCCCAGGUGGCCCAGGUUCAACUGGUGCCCCGGGAAGAGAUGGUAGAAAUGGUAACCCCGGGGCCCGUGGAGCAACCGGCCCCGCGGGUCCAGCAGGAUCUGCUGGUGAAGCUGGCCCGAGAGGCCCUACUGGCCCCAGUGGUGCCAACGGUGCUGAUGGAAGACCAGGUGCUAAUGGCAGUCCAGGUGCGCGUGGUCCAACAGGACCUGCGGGACCUGCCGGCCCAGCGGGGACAGCCAGAGGACCACCAGGCCCUGACGGCAGACCGGGUUCUAGAGGCCCUGCAGGCCCAGCGGGAAGCGCUGGCCCAAGAGGACCUGACGGACGAGACGGAGCUAAUGGUGCCAGAGGAGCAGCCGGCCCAGCAGGACCAGCAGGACCAGCCGGGUCACCAAACAGACAACAAGGUGCGAGAGGACCAAGAGGACCCGACGGACAAAACGGAGCAGCCGGUGCUAAAGGCGCACAAGGAGACCGAGGCCCUGCUGGAAGUAGAGGACCUACAGGACCCAGAGGAGAUAAUGGUAGAAACGGAGCACGUGGCCCAACGGGUCCACGAGGAUCCGCAGGCAGGCCCGGAGGAAAGGGACCUACAGGAGCCAGAGGAGCUGCUGGUGCUGACGGACGCCCGGGAGCCAAAGGACCGGCAGGAGACGCGGGUCCAGCUGGAUCGCCAGGACUUCCAGGACGCAGAGGUGACAUGGGUCCGCGAGGGCAGGCAGGUGCUAGAGGUCCUGCUGGUGUCGCAGGCCGACCAGGUACGACUGGGGCCAAAGGACCCACUGGACCCACUGGACCUAAUGGCGCAAGGGGACAACCAGGCCGCGCUGGAGAACCAGGACUUGACGGCAAAGAUGGAGAUAUGGGUCCUAGAGGCCCGGCCGGUCCUGACGGCCCUGCAGGAGACAGAGGUCCUCAAGGAUUUCCAGGUGGACCUGGCGGGAGAGGACCUAGAGGUCCCAAUGGUGCCCGAGGUGCAGCAGGCCCCGCAGGUUCAGCUGGAGCAGCUGGUUCUGCCGGCGCCCCCGGAGAAGACGGAACAACCGGACCACGAGGCCCCAGAGGAGCAGCUGGGCGAGCAGGUGAUAGAGGUCCGGCAGGAACAAGUGGAAGGCCAGGCUCUAGAGGAGGACGUGGUCCUACAGGACCUAGGGGAGCCCCUGGAGAAAGAGGACCCGCAGGGGCAGCAGGUACUGAUGGUAGAAACGGUGCUGCAGGCGGCAGGGGACCAAGAGGACCACGCGGAGAUCAAGGACCGGCUGGUGCUGCAGGAGCCGCCGGAGCACGUGGUCCGGCUGGAAGAGGCCCAGGUCCUAGAGGACCAACAGGACCUGCCGGUGCCCCAGGUCCGGCAGGUGCUGCAGGAAGCACUGGCCCAGCAGGACCAGCUGGGCCAAAGGGACCAACGGGAGACCGUGGAGCUGCCGGAGCACGGGGCCCAGCAGGAGCUGCCGGAGGUAGAGGUCCCGACGGAAACAGAGGUCCAAGAGGUCCAGACGGGAGUCGGGGAGCCGCUGGACUGGCAGGUUCCCCAGGUGCACCUGGCCCUGCUGGAGGAAGAGGUCCAACUGGGCCCCAAGGUCCCGCCGGAGCCCGUGGCCAAGCUGGCCGAGCCGGAGUCCCUGGUGGUAGAGGACCAACUGGCGCCCGAGGACCACCAGGUCCUGCCGGAGCCGCGGGUGCCAAUGGUGCACCUGGUCCACGUGGAGGAAGAGGACCACGAGGUCCAGCAGGCCCUAGAGGUCCAGCAGGCAACGCUGGCAGCACGGGAGCACCAGGAGUCACUGGACCCAGAGGUCCGAGAGGAGAGAAUGGACGAAACGGAGCACUCGGUGACCGGGGUCCUGCUGGCCGCGCAGGAACGGCAGGUGCCAGAGGAUCUGCAGGAGGGCGUGGACCACGUGGUCCCGCUGGUGCAGCAGGACAGAGGGGUGCGGCUGGACCAGCCGGACGUCCGGGAGCAGCUGGACCUAGAGGACCCACCGGGCCUAACGGUGCCAAUGGCAGAGAUGGAAGAGAUGGAAAUAAUGGCGCUCGUGGAGCAACAGGCCCCGCAGGUCCAGCAGGCUCCAGAGGCCCGGUUGGCCCAAGAGGUCCAGCUGGGGCGAGAGGAGAUGCCGGCACUUCUGGUGCUACAGGUCCCGGAGGACCACGAGGUGGCCCCGGACCUAAUGGAGCUGAUGGCAGACCAGGUGCUGCUGGUGCGACCGGCCCUGCAGGCGCUAGUGGUGGCCCAGGAUCAAGAGGCGCAAGAGGUCCCGCUGGCUCAAGAGGUCCUGCAGGUGCCGCUGGGGCCGCUGGUGCAAAGGGAUCACCAGGUCCAAGGGGCCCAACUGGCCCAGCAGGCCCGGCUGGAGAAAGGGGUGCUGCAGGAAACCCAGGCUCAGCAGGUGCUCCUGGAGGUAGAGGGCCCCGUGGGCCAGCUGGUGCAGCAGGUGCAAGAGGUCCAGCAGGCGCUGCCGGAUCACCUGGAGCAGCUGGAGGACCAGGACCAAGAGGCCCCGAUGGAGCACGUGGUGACAGAGGGCCAGCAGGAAGAAAUGGCCAAGAUGGUGCCCCAGGCCCAAGGGGUUCCAAGGGAAGCACAGGACCGGCAGGAGCUGACGGAGCCCGAGGUGCUGCAGGCAGAGCUGGCAGCCGUGGCCCAGCCGGAUCUGCUGGAGGUCCAGGUCCUAGGGGACCAGAUGGACCAAGAGGUCCUGCUGGUGCAGCUGGUCCAAGAGGCCCUAAGGGUACCAAGGGCCCACGUGGUGAUCCAGGACCAAAUGGUAGUAAUGGCAGAACAGGUGCUGCUGGAGCAAGCGGUACUCCUGGCAGAGAUGGUGCAAAAGGUUCAACUGGCCCUGCUGGCCCUAGAGGUCCCGCUGGUGCAGCUGGUGCACGAGGCCCAGCAGGUAGCCCAGGUGCCCCUGGAUCUCGAGGUCCAAGAGGACCUGCUGGUCGUGAUGGCAGUAAUGGUGCUGCUGGCGCCCGUGGUCCAGCUGGUUCACGUGGUGGACAGGGUGUGAGAGGCCCUACAGGAGCUCAAGGUCCAAGAGGAAGUGCUGGUCCCGCAGGCCCAGCAGGACCCAGAGGAAGCGCUGGAGGCCCAGGCCCAGCAGGUGCACCUGGUCCAGUCGGAGCAACAGGACCUGCAGGUGCAAGAGGUUCAGCUGGAAUAGCAGGUGCUCGUGGACCUGGUGGUCCAGCAGGACCUACAGGCCCCGCAGGCUCUAGAGGAGCAGCUGGAAGACCAGGGUCUGCUGGAGGUGUUGGACCAAGAGGCCCAACUGGUCCAAAAGGUGCCAGGGGUGAUGCAGGACCAGCAGGAAGCAGAGGUCCGGCGGGUCCAGUUGGACCUACAGGGCCUGCUGGCGCUAAUGGGGCAAGAGGUGCAGAUGGAGCACGAGGUGCAGCAGGGCCAACUGGACCUAGAGGGCCAGAUGGCCGAGAUGGAAGUAAUGGAGACAGAGGAGCAAGGGGAAGAGCUGGUUCACCUGGUCCAAGAGGGCCAGCAGGGCCAACUGGUCCUGUUGGACCAGCUGGUGCCGGACCUACUGGAGACAGGGGACCCCAAGGCCCAGCAGGUAGAGAUGGUCAACCUGGUGCCAGGGGACCAACUGGUAGCAGAGGUCCCAAUGGUCAGAACGGCAGGGAUGGCAGUAAUGGAGCUAAAGGUGCCAGAGGUGAUGCAGGAAGCCCAGGACAGCCUGGUCCACAAGGACCAGCAGGUCCACGAGGCAGUGCUGGAGCACGUGGUCCUGCAGGAUCACCUGGACCAAGAGGUCCCGCAGGUGCAAAUGGACAAGCAGGUGCAAGGGGUCCUAAUGGUAGAAAUGGUCAAAAUGGAGCUCAAGGGGCAGCUGGUCCUGCUGGAUCGAGGGGAGCCACUGGUCCAAGAGGCCCUGAUGGAAGGGGCCCUGAUGGUGCAACAGGAGCAAGAGGACCAGCAGGCUCACCUGGUAGACCGGGACCUGCUGGAGAACGGGGACCUGCUGGCAAUCGUGGUGCAGCUGGACCACGUGGGACAGCAGGAGCCCCAGGAGGCCCUGGUCCUGCAGGUAGCAAUGGCGCAAAUGGAGCAAGAGGGCCAGCAGGACCAAGAGGACGAGCUGGUGCUACUGGUCCAGCAGGACCAAGAGGCCCAACUGGUCCAAGGGGCCCAGAUGGAGAAAACAGGGCUGGACCAACAGGUGCAGCUGGUCGUCGAGGUUCCCCUGGUCCAAGAGGCCCUGAUGGAAGAGAUGGAAGCCGUGGAGCAACUGGACCAGCAGGUGCUAGAGGACCAGCAGGACCAAAUGGACGCAACGGAAACAAUGGAGCUAGAGGACCUACUGGCCCAAGGGGACCGGAAGGACCUAGUGCUGCAGGUGUUGCUCCACCAGGACCAGCAGGACCAACAGGUGAUGCUGGCCCAGCAGGACCAAGAGGCCCAGAUGGGGCUAGGGGUGCUGCCGGAUCCCCUGGUGCACGAGGUCCCGAUGGUCAAAAUGGUGCUAAUGGCAGACGGGGAAAUGCAGGGCCAGCAGGCAGCAGGGGAGCUGCAGGCAGGCCAGGACCCGCAGGUCCACGAGGCCCAACAGGACCGAAUGGUAGAAAUGGACAGAAUGGCGCUAGAGGACCUGCCGGUCCAGCAGGACCAGCAGGACCAAAAGGUUCCCCUGGCAGAAGUGGACCUGCUGGAAGACCAGGAGCUACCGGCCCUGCGGGUCCUGACGGAGCUGAUGGAAGACCUGGUGCAACAGGCCCAAGAGGAACGAAGGGAGCAGCAGGUCCUAGGGGACCUGAUGGAGACAGGGGUCCAGCAGGACCAAGGGGACCAGCUAAUGGCAGAGGACCUACUGGGCCUAGAGGACCAGAUGGACCAAGAGGUGCCGAUGGUGCAGCUGGACCAAGAGGACCAGCAGGCAGAGAUGGCCGAGAUGGAAGACCAGGUUCUAGAGGCGCCACAGGCCCCAGAGGCCCAGCCGGUGGAGGAGGGCCUCCAGGACCCACAGGACCCAGAGGCCCAGCUGGACCAGAAGGUGAUCGCGGCAGGCCAGGUCCAGCCGGACCAGCAGGUGCUACUGGUGAAGCAGGCCCAAGGGGACCGACAGGAAGACGUGGCCCUGACGGACCAGCAGGUCCAGCUGGAACCCCCGGUCAACCAGGUGCUAGAGGUGGUAGUCCUGGCCCACGUGGACCCAAAGGACCCACGGGUGACCGCGGUCCAGCCGGCUCGCCAAGCCGACAAAGGGGUCCAAAGGGACCCACCGGUGACAGAGGACCUGAUGGACCAAGAGGACCACCAGGACCAACUGGCCGCAAAGGGCCCACUGGACCACGAGGCCCUGAUGGAGCACGAGGACCGGACGGUCCAGCAGGACCAGCUGGAACGGUCAGAGGUCCAGCAGGUCCCAGAGGACCCAACGGGCCAGCCGGCCCCGCAGGCCCCGCAGGUCCAGCCGGACCUAAAGGACGAGACUUUGUCGGUCAAGGAGACGGAGGCGUUGGUCCACGAGGUCCAACUGGUCCAGAAGGUCCGAGGGGUCCAAAAGGCCCUGACGGCCGAGGCGGCGGCGGUGUUAGCUUCAAUUUCACCGGCCCUUAUUUGCUCUGCUUCCCUUGCGGCCCCAUCUUCUCUGGUCCAUGUAACCCAUGCGGCGACCAGCAGCCUCAGCUGCCAUGUGUAGGGGCUGGGUGCGGCUGUGUGGGAGGUGGAUGUCCCACAGGCCCACCGCUGCCACCAGGGUACGACACAGGCAAAACUGGUAUGACCGACAUACCGCCCGGAUGGCAGUACAACUUCCUCCGUCUGUGGGAUAAUGCCAAGUCGAAAAAGGCAGAUGCUGUUGUUACGUCCUAAGCUUUCUGACUACAGAAAAUUAUUUAUUAACACUUCACGCUUUUAACUGACAGUACUAGUGUUGUUUAUGUCAAUUUAUUUUUAUUUGCAAAAUGGAGAUUAAAGAUAAAUGAGUCGCAAACGUUGGCACUGUUCUCUGUGAUAUCUGUAAGGCAGAGAGAUGAUUGAAUGGAAAGUUACAAGUAAAACAACUUUGAAUGGAACAGUGUUAUUUUAAAACUGGAUGAGUUUAUCUUGCUAAACAAUGGCUUGUCUUAAACCAUACAGACCUCUCUCGUAAGCAAAAUAAUUACUUUUCCGAAACAUAAGAUUAAAAUUUAGGAUCUUGCGAACUUCAGAUACUGUACCUUAUGAAAUAAAAACUUCAAAUAAAAUGCUUUCAACAACGAA
This is a messenger RNA of Lingula anatina, 8188 nucleotides long. RefSeq lists its product as uncharacterized. The record is from RefSeq and is a predicted model, not a curated record. Lineage: Eukaryota; Metazoa; Brachiopoda; Lingulata; Lingulida; Lingulidae. Gene Ontology annotation, biological process: extracellular matrix organization. Gene Ontology annotation, molecular function: extracellular matrix structural constituent conferring tensile strength; calcium ion binding.